AGCUCACCUGCAAAAGGAGGGCAGGCGGAAGAGGGGAAGGUUGUUGCUGCAUCAAGGACUCCGAGGACCUCCUGGCAGAGAGACGCCACGCACAAACACGUGCCAAGCCAGCCACUCGCCGCCCAAGAAUCACUCUCUUCUCUUCCAUUCUGUUUGUGGAUCUGUAACCUACAUUCUGAAGCCUACAAUGGGAACACCUGCGGAACCUAUCAUAUUCUCAUUAGUGGUCUCUUUUGCGGUAUGGGGGCCAGCAGUCAGCACAAGGAACUAUGGGCCAGUUUUUGAAGAACAACCACGCAACAUACUUUUCCCAGAAGGGUCAACAGAGGAGCAGAUAUUGCUGGUCUGUCACGCACGAGCCAGCCCUCCUGCAACCUACAAGUGGAAGAAGAAUGGCACAGAGAUCAAAAUGGAGCCAGACUCCCGUUACAGGUUGAAUGGGGGAAACCUGGUGAUAAGCAACCCAGUGAAAGCCAAAGAUACAGGAUCAUACCAGUGUGUGGCCUCCAACUCCGUGGGCACUGUUCUCAGCAGAGAAGCUUUUGUUCGUUUUGGCUUUUUGCAGGAAUUCUCUACAGAAGAGCGACACCCAGUGAGGGUUACAGAGGGCCGGGGGGUGAUGUUUUCUUGCAACCCACCCUUGCAUUACCCAGGACUCGCUUACCGCUGGUUUGUGAAUGAGUUUCCCAACUUCGUCCCAGCAGAUGGAAGGCGCUUCAUCUCCCAGACAACUGGAAACCUUUACAUUGCCAAGACAGAGGCCUCUGAUCUAGGCAACUAUUCCUGCUUUGUCACCGGCCACAUUGACUCCAUCAUAAAGAGUGUUUUUAGCACAUCUUCUCAGCUCACCCUUGUUGGAGGAGAUUCCAGACAGCACGCCCCAAGCAUUCAAGCCAAGUUUCCUUCUGACACUUACGCUCUGGCUGGGCAGCUGGUGGCUUUGGAGUGCUUUGCCUUUGGGAACCCCAUCCCUCAAAUAAAAUGGCGGAAGUUGGAGGAUGGCCAGUCUUCCAAGUGGAUUGCAGCUGAGCCCCUCCUGCAGUUCAAGGAGAUUGGUUUUGAAGACGAGGGCACUUAUGAGUGUGUAGCCAAGAAUGUCCAAGGAACAGACUCCUCUCGGGGCCGCAUCAUCAUCCAAGCUCAGCCAGAAUGGCUAAAGGUCAUCGCAGACAAAGAGGCUGACCUUGGAUCAAAUCUCCAUUGGAGCUGUGCUGCAGCUGGCAAGCCACGGCCUACGAUAAGAUGGCUACGGAACGGACAGCCAUUAACUUCUCAGAAUCGUAUUGAAGUGAAUGGUGGGGAUUUGAGGAUUCUAAAGUUAACAAUGGAGGACUCCGGGAUGUACCAGUGUGUAGGAGAGAAUAAACACGGUAUCAUUUAUGCAAGUGCUGAAUUGUCUGUGCAAGCCUUUGCUCCAGAUUUUCGGUUAAAUCCUGUGAGGGGACUGAUCCCAGCAGCUCGAGGUGGAGAAAUCAUCAUCCAUUGCCAGCCAAGAACUGCGCCGAAGUCCACUAUACUCUGGACCAAAGGAACUGAACUUCUGAAAAAUAGUUCCAGCAUAACGAUUACUCCAGAUGGCACCUUAAUUAUUCGGAAUAUUAGCAAAUCAGAUGAGGGGAAAUACACCUGCUUUGCUGAGAAUUUCAUGGGCAAAGCAAAUAGCACAGGAAUCAUCUCCGUUCGAGAUGCCACCAAAAUCACCCUUGCACCAUCCAGUGCUGACAUCAAUGUUGGUGAGAACAUUACCCUUCAGUGUCAUGCCUCUCAUGACCCAACAAUGGAUCUCACCUUUACCUGGAGCCUCGAUCUCUUCCCCAUUGACUUUGUCAAGUCUGAAGGCCACUACAAACGAGCUAGUACAAAAGAGAGUAUCGGAGACCUCAUGGUCAUGAAUGCUCAACUGAAACAUGCUGGCCGAUAUACAUGCACAGCGCAGACAGUGGUAGACAGUGCUUCUGAGUCAGCCACUCUGGUUGUAAGAGGUCCUCCAGGCCCCCCUGGGGGGUUGGUGGUGAGGAACAUCAAGGAUACCACUGUGCAACUGAGCUGGAGUCGAGGCUUUGAUAAUCACAGCCCUAUAGCCAAAUAUAUCAUCCAGGCCCGCACUCCGCUCUUCCCCAAAUGGAAGCAAGUACGCACCAUUCCUGCAAAUAUUGAAGGUAACACAGACACAGCCCAAGUGGUCAACCUCAUACCGUGGAUGGAUUAUGAAUUUCGGGUCUUGGCCAGCAACAUCCUUGGAGUUGGAGAACCCAGUGUGCCAUCUGCGAAGAUUCGCACCAGUGAAGCUCCCCCUACUGUGGCACCAUCUGGGCUGAGUGGAGGAGGAGGAGCACCAGGAGAACUCAUCAUCAACUGGACGCCAAUGCAACGGGAGUACCAGAAUGGAGAUGGCUUUGGAUACAUUCUGUCUUUCCGACAAGAAGGCACCCAUACCUGGAAGACUGCAAAAGCUCCCCAUGCAGAAUCACUACAUUAUGUUUAUCGCAAUGAGAGCGUUGCGCCUUUUACAGCCUUUGAAGUGAAGAUCAGGGCCUUCAACCGGAAGGGGGAGGGGCCAGAAAGCCUGGUGUCCAUUGUACACUCUGCUGAAGAAGAACCAAGAGUGGCUCCCUCUAACGUUACAGUCAAGGCAGUUCUAGCCACAGAAAUGGAUGUUUUUUGGGAACCCGUGGAGCGCAGUAACACAAAUGGAGUCCUCUUGGGCUAUGAGAUCCGGUACUGGAAACAUGGCGACAAAGAGGAGGCUGCUGACAGAGUGAGGACAGCAGGCCUUGUCGAAUCGGCACAUGUGACAGAUCUCAACCCCAACACAAAGUACCAUGUAGCAGUCAGAGCUUAUAAUCGGGCUGGGCCUGGGCCAGCCAGCUCCCCGACCAGCUUCAUGACAACAAAGCCACCACCAAGAACACCACCUGGCAACAUCUCCUGGAAGUUUUCCGGCUCCAUUGUAAGCAUCAGGUGGGAUGCUGUGGUUGCAAAGCCAGAUGAGUCUGCUGUCACUGGGUACAAGAUGCUGUAUCAGCAGGACAAGCACUCCACUCCUCGUCUGUACAUAGCCAACAAUAACCGGAUUGAGAUCCCUGUUCCAGAAGAUUCCACUCAUGCUUCCGUGCAAAUUAGGACGACUGGUCCAGGUGGAGAUGGAGACCCAGCAAAGGUGUACAUACUUCGAAACAGUGGCACAAGUAUGAUGGUGGAAAAUUCUGCCGGCCAUCCAGUAGCACAUACUAUGGUUGCCCUGACUCACUCGAUAGUAAUGUUGGCCCUGAUUGGCUACUUGGAGCUCUGAUGCCAGUUACUACAAUGGGGGGUUACUGGAUUCCUCCUAAACUAGCAGGAGCAAAUCAGCCGUUGACCAUUAGGACUACAUGUUUCUACCACAGCUGCACUACAGAGAGUCGUUGGUAGAAAAGAACUCAAGAGGAAAAAAUACCUUUUUUAAAAAUAGAACAUUUCAUACAAGACGUGAGUCUUUAACCAAUCAAAGAUUUUUUUAACUGAAGAAACAUGAGGGUGAAUUCCUGAUGAAUUCUGGAAACUGGAUGACUCAUAUUACUGUAUUCAGUAGAUUCUUCUGCCUUACAAAGCCAUGUACAAAACUAAUCAGACUUCUAAAACUUGAUCUUUUUUAAAAAAAAAAAAUGAAACAAAAUAAAAACAGAAGAGGGAAGGUUUUCAGAGUGAUGAGCAUGCUCUGCAUCGUUUCCAGCUGCAUCCAGUAUUAAAUCAAGGACUCUGGUGUUCAAAGAUAAAGGGGAAAUCUCUGAAGCAGCAGUGUUAACUGAAUAUCCUGAUUUUAAAACAACUGGUGGAAGCAGACAAAGCUGCAGGAGAGUAACAGCUGUCUUCCACCCCAAACCUCACCAGAAAACAGGACUUUGCGAAUGGGUUGCCAAAAGUAAAAUGGUGAUGGCUCACAGGUGAAACCAAAAACAUUCCAGAUGCCUCUUAGUUUAGCUUUCACCCUAAACUGGUUGUAGCCUACAUCAGUGCUGUAUCAAGAGGUGCGAUACUCAUUGUUCAUUCAUAUCAUAAGUAUUCGUUUACUGGCUCUUUCAUUUUCCUUUGGUUUCUUUCCUUUUUCUUUUUCAUAUGUUUCUAGAGUUCUGGACAGAAAGAGAUACCAAGGGAGUUUUGCAUCAAGAAGGGGAGAGGUUCAGGAUUAGCCCUGCAAGGACAUUUGCAUGUGAUAUAAUCAAGAAGCUUAGUUCAGAAGCCUUUUUGCACCACCCCAGCAGUCAUACAAUAUCAUUGACCCAAAGUUUCAUCAGUACAACUUGGACUUGAAAACAGGUUUUAUCUACUAAGGUGAUGUGCCUUUCCAUCGGGAAGGAAUACACAAGGAAAUCCUCAGAGCAUGUCUAGUUGUUGAAGUGAUCGUUGGUUGGAAAUUGGGAUAUAAGCCUGUCCAUCGUUUUUGGAUGGGAGAGCAAUUGAAUGCCCAAAACUAGCGGUAAGCAUGCUGACUGGAGGCUUUAGUUUCUGAGACCAUUCUUCAAGGACUUAAUGUUUGUUAUAGAUGUGCUUAGUUGGUUAAUCUCCCUCAGUGUGCUCUGCAUCCUCUGGAUUGUAGUAUUAGGAAGGGGAAGACUUAGAACUUUAUCUCCCAAUACCUUUUUUAAAUGAACCAAUAAGAUUAGUUGGGAAUCCUAUUAAUAUCACUCUAAUUCUCUAAUUCUAAUACUGUACCUCUUCUGCACUAAGGAAAUGGAACAGAUCCUUGCUGAGGCCACAGAUUUUGUUCCUGAAGGGAAAUCCUGUUCCUGAGGGUGCAGUAUAGGUUGGUUUUUUCCCCCAUGCACACAUGGAAAGGGCUUGAGGAUGGCAUAUUUUCCUGUAGAAAGGUAGUAAUAUAGAAUUACAAGGAGCAGGUAGUAAUAUAGAAUUACAAUGGAGUCUGACCAUUGGUUUACCUAGCCCAGGUUUGAAUUUUUUGACUGUCACCGGUUCUUUGAGGAUUCAACUGUCUAACCCAAGAUGUCAGAGACCAUAUACGUGCAAAGCAUAUGCUGUACCAUAGGGUUAUGGAUCCCCCAGAAAGAGACUGUUUCUGCCCAAGUUUAAUUUGAGGCCAUUUUUGAGUCAGGUAAAAAUGGAAUAGCCAUUAUCCCGCAGAAGCUGAGCUUAGCUUUCUAGCCAUGUAAGAUCUCCAGUCCUCAGUAUUUAUUAGCUUGGAAGAUUCCCUUGCUUUCUGCUUAUUAUAAACUAGGUCUCAUGGGAUGCACUUGAAAGAGCCAAAGAAGAAUUCCGCAUUGUCCAGAACAGGAUCAGCAUUGACAUUAGAUUAUAAGAGGGCAGAGUAUAGCUUGAUUGCUUCCACUAGUCUUCUCAUUAAAUGGUCUAGGCACACUUGAUUAAACACACUUUAAGGAGCAAUGUGUAGGAAAUUCAGUCUAAGAGGUUGGAGUAUGAAGCACGGGGUUUUUGCAGAUUUAGGAUUCUAUACCCUAGUCUGCUGAAUGCCGUGUAUCAAAGAUGACAGUUACAUUAGCAGUAACUGACUGCAUGAGGGAUCUUCUUAAGUAUAAUUUCUAUAACUUGUGCUAAAAUCAAACCAUGGCUUCUAUUUCCAGGCAGAAAACUUGCUGGCGGGGGGUGGGGUAUCUAUAGGACUGCCACCUUUUUAUGGACUGGUUCUAUCUGUCAUGGAAACACCAGAAUAAUUCAGUCACCAGUACUGCACAGGAUGGAACUUAGCCUGUUCCAUUCUGGGUUUUGCUUAUCUCUUUAGAAGCUCUGUGUCCUUAUUUUGGUAGAGCAAGGAACUAUGGGGAUGAGACAUCAUGGGCUUAGAGGGACAGGAAUGGGUCUCGUGACUCAGUCCCCUCCCCUAAACGUCAGUUAAAGCACUUAAAGGUGAGGACUAGUGCUGGCUGUGGUGGAGUCACAAUAUAAGACAUGCUGAAGUAUUUAUAGGCAGAUAAUUAGGCUCAGAUCAGAUGUACAGAGCUGUUGCCUUCUUUCAGCAGGAUCCAUGUUUUCAGCUACCUCGGUUUUGGACCAGUUGAUGUUCUACAUGCAAUUGGAUUUAUUGGAUUUAUAUAUUAUACACCAGUGUUUGCAGUGCUAAACACCACAAAGUGUGAGCAGGAGGUGGACAACACUAAAUCCUCAGGGACAAAUGGCGGACAUGUGACAGAGCUAUGACUGGCCUGGAGAUCCAGUGCCACUCCCUGACAGUGUGGAGACGUGGCUAUUCUCCCCACACAUAUGGUGUUGACUGUUGCAAACACAAAAGGCCAAACUAGGGCCAAUCACUGAGGGCCGCUCCAAAAUCAGUCAACCUCCCCCUCCCCCCAUGUUUGGUUGGUUUUGUGCUAAGUGGGAACCCCAUGUGAUUGCUUUGAAGACUGGGGAAGUGGCAGUGGGAGAUAGGGUGUUGAACCCUUUCCCUUUCCAUGCUGAUUCCCUGUAGAGAAAACCUAUGAGUAUUUCCCUGAUCUUCAAAGCAGCCAUAUGCUAAUUAGCAAAAUUUUAAAAAGCAAGAGACACCGAUGGUGGAUCUUCUGUAUCACAUCUGCUUUGACCUUGUGACACCUGCAUAAAAAGUUCAUUUAAUUAGCCCUUAGAUCAGGGGGUCCCAAAGGCCAUUGUGGUUGGGGAUGAUGCACACCUGGCAACCAAAGAUUGGGAACUCCUACCUUGGAUAGUUACUUUUCCGGCAUGGUAGCCUUGCAUUAAAUGACCCUUUAGGUCCCUCUUGUGGACUGUUGUGAUAGUUGGGUGUGGUGGCACUGCUUCUAAUGCAAGUUAUAGCUAUAUUUUGUAUAUUUUAUGUUAAUUAAAAGUUAUAUUAUUUUUAUUGAAAGUUUAGUAGAUUUGGGGGGCUGGGGAAGAUUGGGGGGGUAUGGCUGGUUUUUUGUUUUAACAUCUGUAUCCAGCCUUUCCUUUAAGGAGCAUGGGUAAAUAUUUUAGUUUGACGUUGACCCUGUAAGGAAAGUUAGAUGGGGCAGUGGGAGAGAAUCCCAAGGCCAUCCAGCGAGCUUCAUAGCUGAGAGAGGGUUUGAUCCUAGGCUUCUCAUAUCCAGACCCAACCCAGUCAUCUUUGGGGGAUCUGCUGAGGUGUCCCCUUUGGGGGCUACUCUUUCUGGGAAAUUCUAAAUUCUAAUGUGCAGUAUUCCUCCACAAAGUCCAGCACAGACACUCCUACAUCUAGAAAAAGCAAUUAUUCAUCCUAUGAAAUGAUGUGACAUAGGCUAUAUAGCCAGCAUUGUAACAAUUAGGCAUAUCAGGUAAUUAAAGUAGAAUAUAAAGCAGAAAUCAUUUGGAGCAACCCAGGGGAAUCAGAUGUGAACUCCCUGUAAUGCAUAUUAACUAUGCCUUACAUUUCCCACAAGGCCAGUUCAGCAGGUAACCCUGUGGAGAUGGAAAAUUACUGGAGCUCCAGUGCACUCUUGUCUUCUUCCACAGCCCCAGUGAAGUGGGUUGAGGGUGCAAUUUUCGCUGCUCUCUUCUCCUUCCAGAUUGAGUCUUCACAUGCAGGAAUGGACAGAUUCAUAAGCUCCCAUCAUUUUGCAUCUCCAUGGGAUGACUUCUGUUGUCCUAGCCCUGCAAAGAAUGUAAACCACCACAUUACAUUUUCAUCCCACACUUCCUCCAAGGAGUUCAGGCAGCAUGCUUGCUGUGCAUACUUACCCUCACAAUAGUCUUGUGAGGUAGGUUAGUCUAAGAUAGAUAAGUGGCCCAAACUCACCCAGUGAACUAUGUAAUUGAACAGCCUUUUGAACCUGGGUCUUCUUGGUCUACGCCCAGCAUUCUAACCACACCACCACAUUGGCUCUUCCUUACUUUAAGACACUGAGAGCUCCUCUAGACUUAAAUUAAGAGUUCAUAAGGGUUCAGCCCCUGAACCUAUACAGUAAUCAAGAGUUUCCUCUGAGAAUGUGCAGAGUCCAUUCAAGCAGCAAUGAAUGGCUGCAGAUUUGGGCAUAGCAACAGGGCUUCAAAUCCGAGAAUACAGCUUCCAGGCCAAGUUGAGUCUCACCUUCUUACUUUUCCAGAAAUUAUUAUUUCUGAAUAUAUUUCUAGAUAUAAAAGUAUCCAGAAAUUCUAAUCAUUGAGAGAGAUGGAGCAUGCAAUGGCAGGGAGCAUUUACCCAGCAUUCCAAGCUUUUCUGAAAACCUGGGCAGAAAAGAUUAAGUGGUGAUUACUGGGAGCUUGAAAAACAGAACAUCAUUAUUUUGAUGUCUAAACUACAGCCAGCUGCAAACUGGAAAAUGCACAGUGGCCUCUUCCCUAGCAGUCUUAUUCUCAUUGUAUUAUGUUAUUGCUGUAUUAUGGUCCUCCUUUUAAUAUAGUUAAGUCUGCUCUGAAAGUAUGGAAGAUCAGGAAAGCUGUAGAGUUUUUUCCUCUUGUAUCGUACUGGAGGGUGGUGGACCAUAGCCAACUGUGGCAUCUUGCAUCAGCAUGAUGCCAAGUAUGUUCUUCUGUUUGCAUCCAGCAUGGGCACUGCCAAAGUACAAAUCCAGUUACUGCCCUGUCCAUCUCAGUUGAGUGUGAUGCAUCUGAGUCGUCAUUUCAAGGGAAUAAAAUAGGUUUGUUUGUUUUUUUAAAAAGGGGCAUGAAAGACUGAUCUCAUUUAAGGGCAUAUAGCCCACACCUUGUUAACCAAGGAAGCCAUGUCCCAAGAUUACGGAAUUUGUACCACAUCCCCUCUCCUUCCCCUCCCCCCAAGUUACACUAGUUUUCCUUUCCUUUUCCCCUCUUCUGCCUGAGAUGGGGCCUGUCAAAUCAGGCUCUCUUACCUGUCACUUCUUUUUUGGCUAAAAGAAGUACAAAAGUAGUACCUUUCAGCUUGUGUUCUUUGGGAGCUGGUAUAGCAUAGCGGCUCUGAUUCAGGAGGGCCUUGAGUCAAAUCUUGCCUCUGCCAUGGACUCACUAGGUGGCCUUAGCAAGCCUCUCUCUUUCUCAGCCUCAAUGCUUCAUCCAGAAUAUGGGGAUGAUAAUACUGUGGACUCAUCACAAAGGCAGCCCCGAUGGAAUAGCAUGACAGGGCAGCUGCAAAACAACUUAAACCAGCUUCUGGGCAGUUGUGCACUGUUACUUUCCAACAAAGGUAGCACUGCACAACCACCCAGAAGCUGUUUUAAGUUCUGCAGCUGCUCUGUCAUGCUCCGCCAUCUUUCGCAUUGUGCAGCAGCCCUGGCAGGUCCCUAAUGCUAACUUUCCGUUGUGUGGUAGGGAUGUGUAACCAGUUCAAUGCUGACUAGGUUCGACGGUCCAAUAUUGAACUGACCCCCCGCCCUCCACACACACACCAGUUCAGUGUCAGACCGGCAUGCGUGGUGGCCUCCAAAAUGGCUACUGCCAUGGGGAUGAGGCCCAGAACGGGCCGAAGACUUUCCAAACUGGGCAAAUUGGCACAUAAUGGAGGCCGGCAGGUGAGGGGGAACUUCUGGAGACCCCCUCUGCGGCCAAAUCUAAGCCCCCAGACCAGGUGGCGGUGAGUGGAAUUUUUUAAAACUAAAAAAAACCAAAAAACCCUCACGAACUCCCCUGCCAGGCCAGGCCAUGGAGGAGAGAUGGGGCGGGGCGGUAGCAAAACCAAACAUUCCCAGUCAGACUUGAACCAAACUACUCAGUUUUGUGCACACUCCUACUGUGUGGAAUGUUGGCGACUGAAUUCCUUUACAAAACCAUUUGUAAGGAUUAUUGGUAUUGCGUGUGAAGCACUGUGAAGACUCUAAAAUGCUGUAUGUUGCUGUUCUUUCAGUUGUAUGUAUUGCUUUGUUACAGUUUUUCUCUUCUGAUAACUGGAGAGGUCAUUCUGACAGCAAGGAGCUAUGACAGCAAUGAUUGCUGUGACUCAGUGCACAUGGAAAAUGGGAAGGGUUUAUCCCACAUAGCCAAAAUUGGGAGUGGCAGAUCACAUCUCCUGUGUAGCCAAUGAUAGUGACGUUUCAUGCCCUUAUUUAAAAGCAUGCAAGAAGUAGACGUUUGUGCAAUGUGUAAACGUGUUGGAAGUAUAUUUUAGGAAUAUAUUUUAGACUGAUGUCUACAGUCACCGAUUAUGGUAAUUACUCCAGGAAAGACUCUUUGUAUUUUAGCCUAGAAUCCAGAGUAUUGAAAUUAUGCUCAUUCUUAAAGAGUCUGAGCCCUGUGAUCAACUUGCUGCCUGUAUCAGUGGCUAUGUGAAUUAAAUAAUCAAUUGUAGCUUUUGGAAUGGGCAGAUGGGAUGGAACUGAGUAUGCCAAGAUCAGAAAUAUUUGAAUAUUAGCAGGUUUUAGCAUUCCUUAGGAGGAAGUUCAACACAUUUUUCACACAUUUGUUAUUUUUUUCUAAAUUGCCUCUUGGGCACACUACUGGAAAAAUUCAUGUGACACAUUGAAUGGAACAGAUCUCCCAUAUUAGCAGAUGACGUGUUUCCACGAGUGUCACUCUGAAUUUCAGACUUACAGCCUACUAUAAAAAUAAACAGUAUCUUAACUUAUUAAAGUGCUACACAAUUGUGAUAUAGUAUAGCCCUGUGAAAUUGUGUUUGUAUGUGUAUAUAUUUCUAUGUACAUUUCCCCCCAUAUUUUUUCCCUUUUUGAUUCUUUUUGUCACAUUUAUAUUGAUACCCCACCUUAUCAUAUAUGAAUUAAACUCUAGUACAGUCACACCUUAGCCUCUUAUCCGUGUUUUUAAGCAUUAUCUUAUGUCACGGGAGUUCUCAAAGGAGUGAUCCAAAGAAGUUGAUCCAUUGCAGUCCUCAAGUACUGUCCACUGCUUGUGCAAAAUGUUGCUGUGGGGUGGAACUUGUAACCAGCAGCUGGGGUGUAUGCAAUGUGCAUUGUUAACCACCCUUUAAGCAGGACCAGUGCUGGCCUCUGUCUAGGUGUCCCUCCUGCCACUCAUGUAGAAUGUGAUUGGUGAUAAAGUGUUGGUCACAUUUUAGGAAGUGACCCCCUGAAUGGCUCAGGGCAUUUAGGCAAGUAUAAAAAUAUAUCCUACUACAUUCCACCUGCCCUAUGUCUCAUAUCCACCUACUGACUGCAGUCCAAACCAUACUUGUCUCCUUAAAUGGAAUUUGAUCAGAAAUGAGUGGCUGACAACACAGCUGCCCAUCCAAGAGGGAGGUGUGCUCCUGGCUUCCGAGCCAGCCAAGAGCCCAUCCAUGCAGGUUCUUAAGGAGGGACUGCUCCAUGCUUCUGAAGCUGGGCAUCAUUGCUACUACGUCACUACUGCCAUUGGGAAUAAAGGCAGUAGUGGUGCAGCAGUCAUGAUGUGCAGGUUCAGACGCAUGGAGCAGCUCCUGCCUUAAGAACCUGCAUGACUGACUCAGAAGCAGCAAGCACACCUCCCUCUUGGAUGGAUGACUCGCUGUGCAGUAUGUCAGCCAUUCUCUCCCCCCACCCCCGUCGCAGGAUGUUAAGAAUGCGUCUAAAGUUAAAGCAACAGCAUUAUUUAAUUCUGAAACCUGCCCAAUUGUGCUAGCAUUGAGCAAGGGAUCAAAUUAGUGUUUAGUAUUAAUUUUUAUUCAUUGUUUCCUCAUUUUUAACUUCACAUUGACAUUCACAUUGUCUCCCCCACCCAUCCUAAGCAGGAACAUAUCCUCCUCCUCCUUCCCACUUUUUCCAUUGGACAUUUAUGUGGUGUUUUCUUUAUCUGCUUAAGCAUCAAGGUCAAGCAAAGUCAGGAACAUCACUGAUGCGUGUUGUGGUUUUUAUGAUAAGUUGUUUCAUUCAAAGGCAUUCCUCCUUUUUGUUUUAGGAAGCAAUUGGCCAAAUUAAGAGAGAUGUGACAAGUAUAUGGCCAUUACAUUGCCCCUUGUGUAUGUUCAGGACUGUGCUUCAGAGCAGUGUAGCAGGGUGCCUGGUGAUCAUUUUGAAGAUCUGCAUUCAGAUUACAAUAUGUUCAUUUAACACAAGCUGAAUGUAGUUCUGUAGAUGGCAAUGAGGCCUGUCAAAGCUACCCCAAGUAACAAAACUGAUUUGGACUCUAGACUUUUGAUACUGAAUCCAGCUUUCUGCCUUUGCCUAAGGAACACUUUGGGGGCCUGGCAUCAUCUUAGGUCCACCUGUGCACUUAACUUGAAAACCUACCACCACCUUUAACAACCUUGGUUUGCCUCUCCUACUCUGGACUUCACUCUACAGCAGAUGGGGGCAGUUUCUUCUCAGUAAUUUUGUUGUACACUAUUUUUUUAAAGAAAACAAAACAAAAAGCAAAGCAAGCCUUGUAAGCAUACUAUAACUGAAGCUAUUUAUUGGCUACAGUAGCAUGUAGUUCUUAAAUAAAGAUCGCCGAACACUUUAUA
Molecule: messenger RNA, 12241 nt
Organism: Hemicordylus capensis (graceful crag lizard)
Lineage: Eukaryota; Metazoa; Chordata; Lepidosauria; Squamata; Cordylidae
Gene: CNTN2
Product: contactin 2
Exons: 23
Coding region: 188-3292 (1034 amino acids)
Biological process (GO): cell-cell adhesion
Molecular function (GO): protein binding
Source: RefSeq, a predicted model, not a curated record